Molecule: messenger RNA, 2511 nt
Organism: Physeter macrocephalus (sperm whale)
Lineage: Eukaryota; Metazoa; Chordata; Mammalia; Artiodactyla; Physeteridae
Exons: 2
Coding region: 1-627 (208 amino acids)
Source: RefSeq, a predicted model, not a curated record
AUGGCCAAGACAGGCCCAGUCGGAGCAUCCCUGGUGUCAGACCACGGCUUCCAGGGCUGGGGUAGGGGCUUCGUGAGAAGAGUCUUUUCGCCUGGCUGUAUUUCACCAUCUUCUUUCCCUCCACAGAGUAUUUACUAUUCCGUAUGUGAAUAUCUCUGUACGUAUUUGUGUGUACUCGUGGGUCUGUAUCUCCAUUUCUUUGGUGAGGACGGGGGUGUAGCUGUGAGGUCUUCAAGGGUGUGUGUCUCUCUGUGGGUCAGCCACAGAGAUGGGGAAUUUUCUGUUUUGAGGGAAAGCCUUCUCCGGUUCCCUUUGUACAAACCAAGAUUCGGUUGUUCUGAGCCUAUGGGGUACAGGUUGGAGACCCCAAAUCUGGAGAGAUGUCACGGAGCUGGAGCAGGUCCAGGGGAGGAGACCUUCGAUGGGCAUGUGCGCUGGGGGAGAUGCUUUCUUCCUGGGGUCAGCCUCUUUGCCCACCAGGCAUUAGCCAGUAGGCCGGAAACAUCAGCUCCCCAGAGCGCUUUCCUGAAGCGCCCCUCCGGGGGCAGACCCAGCCACAAAGGCCCCAGGGGGAGGGGGGCUAAAUUAGCUAGAUAUUUGCGCCAAGGGCUCGGGCUCGGGCUGUAAUACCAGCCUUCACGGGCGCCCUGCCCUGCACCCCGAAUCCUGGCUUCCCUCUUGAUUAAUUUUGCCCCUGUUGCUUCCCUGCUGGCAGGCGGGGCCGGGGACGGUCGGAUAAUCCAGUAGCGAUGUGCUUUGGGCCCGCCUCCGUCCCCGCUCGUGCCUACUUGCUGCUCAGCCUACUUUCUACUCCCCUCACAGGUCGGUCCACCCAGCCACUCCCGCGACGGCUGCAGCAGACCACCUCCAGUGGGCCGCGGCCCCUGAUCUCCAGCUUUCUCACCUCACCCUGAUUCCUCCUCCACGAAGACGGGAGCCAGCAGCUGUGAGCUCCCUGUCCCUCCUGUCUCUCCACGUGCCUUCCUUCCAUCUUUCCUCUUUCUGAGAAGGGGUCAGCCAAUUUUCUCUUGAAGUCAACCCCUCGGCCUGGGGCCUCCAUCCUGUCCCCUCUCUCUUCUGUGAAUUCGCUUUCCUCUCUCCGCCAAGUUUCAGAGCCAGGCUAAGAGCUCUAGUGUGUCAGCCUUGGAAACAGUGAUAUUAUCUGGUGAAUUUGGUUAAUGUGAAUCAGUGCCUCAGGACCUUUGCUAUGUCCUUGGCACAAAACCAGCCACGUGACCUAACUACCUCCCCUGGUUGCCCUUCUCUUUUCUCCCGGCCACUGCCAAGCCCGUUAUCGUCCUCUUGUCCUCCCCCUUCUCCCCCCAGGAGGGAAGCAUAUAUGGUUGUGCAGAUGUAUUUCUUACACGUCUCCAGCGCUUGGCGUUAACGUGACUUUUUCUAAUAAAAUCAGUUUAUUGUGACCAUUUCCUGGUGGCGGAAAGUAAAGCAUCCUGAAGAGGGUCACCUUUAAAAGUAAUUUUGGCACAAAGGUGCCACAUGGGUUAAGAGUGGCCCUGCCCCCCCUCACCCCAACCCCAUAGAACUCGUCAUACGAAGGUCUUCUUCACAGUUCUUGGCCCCUGUGAGCCCUCACGGCACAUGACACUACUUCCCAUCCCCUUCGGCACUGGCUGGGCUCAUCCGAGUCCUCCGUCACCCUCUCUGUGCCCGUGCUGGCUCCACAUCUACCACUUUACAUGUGGGUGCCCCCAGGGGCCUCAUCCACCCUCCUGGCUCCAGGAGGGCUCCAGCCCUCACCCUUCUCCUCAGCUUCUGGCUCACAUGUCUAGCGGUCUUCUGGAUAGUUCUACCUGGAUGCCUGUCAGUCCCUCAGACUGCCCCGCUAUCGAAAAUGGAUUUUUGAAAGUCCUCCACACACACAAAACCUUUCAAAACAAAAAGGCCGUCGUGACUUGCCUGUUUCUGUUAAUGGUGCCACCAUUUUCCUGACCUUCUAAGCUUGACAUUUCAGAGCCAGCUGAUGGCUGCGUUCACUUGACCCUGUCCCCUCCCCAUUUCCUGAACUCCGGCGCAGUUCGCCAUUGUCUCUCAAAUCUGGCCAUUCUUCCACGUUCUCAGCCUAGCUCAAACUCACUCAGAGCUUAACCCCCUCCCCAGACAUAUUGACAGCCCCCCGGGGUGAUCCGGCCCAGCCCCUCCAAUCUGCCAGGGCACCACCUCUGUUCUUCCUCUGCCAGGAUGCCUCCAGGUCGGGGUGACACUCAAAAUACUUAACCCUCCAAUCUGUUCUGAGCAGCUGGGCAUUAACCCUUUAUUUUCUGAAUUGUGAGGCAGUCUAGGGGUCCUGGAGGAGGUGUGGGGGAGCACUUGAGGGCUCAGGGCAGCUGUUCCAGAAGUAUUUUGCGCUUAGCAUCAGCUCUGUCUUCAGACAGGUUCCCAAGUCUUUGACCUUCUGGCAAGGUCCUUCACCAUCAGGGCCUGACUUCCCCAGUCGGCUCAACACUGCUUCCCUGACCUGUGUACUGCUCCAGUCAAAGGGAUGGAUUGGCU